UUGUGCCUUGUUUUGUGGACUGCUUCUUACUAUUGUUAUUUAAAGUUAAGGCUUUUUAGUUUUAGGCUAUUCAUUUGAAGAUCCACAUUAUCUUUGACAUUAAUAUUUUCACUCUUCUUUCCUUUUUACCUUUCUGUUUUGUGAACCUUUUUGGUUAUUAAUUUGUACUCUUUGAGUGGAGCUUUAAACAAUCUGUGUAAAGAAUCUGCACAUAACUGGACUGUUUCCAGGACUAGAUGGGGAUUUCUGAAAAGUAUCUGUUGUUUGCAGUUUCGUUCAAAAGACAACAUGGAGGACAAGUGUGUAAUAAAAAAGGAUGUUACUGAAUUGAUUGGAAAUACCCCAAUGGUAUAUCUCAACCAUAUUGUAGAUGGCUGUGUAGCUCGUAUUGCCGCCAAACUUGAGUUGAUGGAACCCUGUUCUAGUGUUAAAGACAGGCAUAUCAUGAUUGCUUAUAGCAUGAUUAAAGAUGCAGAGGAUAAGGGUCUGAUUACUCCGGGAAAGACUGUCCUCAUUGAGGCUACAGGUGGUAACACUGGCAUUGGGUUGGCAUUCAUCGCUGCAGUCAGGGGUUACAAACUUAUACUUGCCAUGCCGGCUUCAAUGAGUCUUGAGAGAAGAAUUGUGCCCCUAGCUUUUGGAGCAGAAUUGUACCUUACAGAUCCUGCCAAGGGUUUUUAUGGGGUUUUUGAUAAGGCCAAUGAGCUACUCAGUAAAAUACCCAAUAGUUAUCUGCUUCAUCAAUUUGAAAAUCCUGCUAACCCAAAGAUCCAUUAUGAAACCACUGGCCCGGAGAUAUGGAGGGAUUCAGGAGGGACGGUUGAUGCCCUGGUUGCAGGGAUAGGGACUGGGGGUACAGUAGCUGGUGCCGGCAGUUUCCUCAAGGAGAAAAACACGGAGAUCAAGGUUUAUGGGGUAGAACCACUUGAAAGCGCAGUCUUGAAUGGAGGAAAGCCUGGCAAGCAUCUGAUCCAAGGAAUUGGUGUUGGUAUUAUGCCUAUCGUUCUGGACGUCGACCUGCUUGAUGAAGUUAUUCAAGUAUCAAGUGAGGAAGCGAUCGAAACUGCCAAGCUACUUGCCUUGAAAGAAGGUUUGCUGGUGGGGAUUUCAUCUGGUGCUGCUGCGGCUGCUGCAAUAAAGUUGGCAAGGAGGCCAGAAAAUGCAGGAAAACUCUUUGUUGUGGUUUUUCCCAGCUGUGGAGAGCGUUAUCUGUCUUCUGUGCUCUUUGAUUCCAUUAGGCAGAAGGCAGAAAAUAUGACUUUUGACUGAGGUGUUCAUGAAUAUCACAAACUGCCCAUGUCCUUUGCAUCCUCUGGAUGCCAUAAAUAAUGAGAGAUGUAGUUUGUUUGCAGUAUUUGCAGAACCUUUUAACUAUAACUAAUAAAGAGAGAGUUUGUGGUUGUUUGA
Messenger RNA from Juglans microcarpa x Juglans regia, 1407 nucleotides. Its product is annotated as cysteine synthase-like. The transcript is spliced from 11 exons. NCBI's taxonomy places the organism in Eukaryota, Viridiplantae, Streptophyta, Magnoliopsida, Fagales, Juglandaceae. The record is from RefSeq and is a predicted model, not a curated record. The coding region runs from base 289 to 1269 and encodes 326 amino acids. Gene Ontology annotation, molecular function: cysteine synthase activity. Gene Ontology annotation, cellular component: cytoplasm.